Molecule: messenger RNA, 342 nt
Organism: Naegleria fowleri
Lineage: Eukaryota; Heterolobosea; Eutetramitea; Acrasida; Naegleriidae
Exons: 2
Coding region: 1-342 (113 amino acids)
Cellular component (GO): membrane
Source: RefSeq, a predicted model, not a curated record
AUGUAUGUGUAUCGUUUGACUUUGGUGCCGAUUAUUUUGGCAGUUUUGGUUGGUGUGAAUCUUCAAAUUUGGAAAAAUGCAAGAAUUAAUUAUGUAUUUAUCUUUCGUUUUGAUCCCAGAGAUCACUUAUCAGUGUCUCAAUACAUUGAGAUGACCAUGAGCUUGUACAAUAUUACUAUGGGAAGCUUAAUUAUUUACAUGUACUCUAUCAUAACGAACACGUUUUAUGAGUACGCCUAUCUCCAUCAAUAUUUCUGUUUACAUUUAUCUUCAUCUACAUGUGUUUCCCAUACAAAUGGUUUUAUGGUCACAGCAGAUUAUGGUUGUUUAGAAUCAUUCUGA